AUGUCCGCCGCCAGCCCCUCCGUCCUCCUCGGCUUCCUCUACCGCCAGUUCUUCAUCAAGCCGCCCUACCCCACGACCUCCUGGGCCGGCAAAACCGUCGUCGUGACCGGCUCGAACGUCGGCCUCGGCCUCGAAGCAGCACGGCACUUUGCGCGUCUCGGCGCGCAAAAAGUGAUCCUCGGCGUGCGCAAUCUGGAAAAAGGCGAGACGGCGCGAAAAUCGAUCAUCGAGACCACGGGAUGCGGUGAGGAGACGGUCGAGGUGUGGCAGCUAGACCUUAGCGCGUACGACAGCGUCAAGGCAUUCGCGAAACGCGUCGAGGGACUCCAGAGGCUCGAUGCGAUUGUCGAGAACGCGGGGAUCGCGACGGAUCGGUUCGUCGCAGCCGAGAGCGGGGAGGAGACGACGAUCGCGACGAACGUUGUCGCGACGUUCCUGCUCGCUCUCCUCGUGCUGCCGAAGCUGAAAGAGACGGCGCAGCGCUUCAACACGCGCCCGCAUCUCGUCAUCGUGAGCAGCGAGGUCCAUUUCUUCACGAAUCUCCCUGAGCGCAAGACCGUCGGCCCGAACGAAAACCUUCUGGCGAGCUUAAGCGAUAAGAGCAAGGCCCGCAUGGGUGACAGGUACAACGUCUCCAAGCUCCUCGAAGUGCUCGCCUGUCGCCAGAUCGUCGAGGAGCUCAUGCGCCCCGGCUAUCCGGUGAUUCUGAACUUCGUGAACCCGGGCCUCUGCCACUCGGAGCUGGCCCGCGAGAUGGGGCUGGGCUUUUACCUUUUUAAGCUUGCGGUGGCGCGCACGACGGAGGUGGGGAGUCGCACGCUGGUGCAUGCGGCGAGUGCGGGCGAGGAGAGCCAUGGGCAGUACCUUAGUGAUGCAAGGGUUUCGGAACCGGCGAAGUUUGUUAAGAGUGAGGAGGGGAAGGAGGCACAGAAGAGGGUGUGGAGGGAGUUGAGUGAGCGGCUGGAGCAGAUCCAGCCGGGGAUUAUGCGGAACUUCUAG
Coniosporium apollinis CBS 100218 is the source of this 999-nucleotide messenger RNA. RefSeq lists its product as uncharacterized. The transcript has a single exon. The coding region runs from base 1 to 999 and encodes 332 amino acids. The record is from RefSeq and is a predicted model, not a curated record. Lineage: Eukaryota; Fungi; Ascomycota; Dothideomycetes.